Salvia splendens (bonfire salvia) is the source of this 366-nucleotide messenger RNA. RefSeq names its product putative glycine-rich cell wall structural protein 1. The transcript has a single exon. The record is from RefSeq and is a predicted model, not a curated record. The coding region runs from base 1 to 366 and encodes 121 amino acids. Lineage: Eukaryota; Viridiplantae; Streptophyta; Magnoliopsida; Lamiales; Lamiaceae.
AUGAAUUGUUGGGCACAUAGGUUUGGUGGCGAAGGAGGAAGACGAAGGAUGAUGGGCUCAUCGGAGCCGAUUCCCACCGGGGGUAGCGGGGAAGCCCACGCCCCGAGUUGGGACUAUAGUUGGGGGUGGGGCUCGAGCCCAACAUCCGGGUGGGGCUACGGAUCGGGCUCGGGUAAGUCUCCUAACGGGUUUGGGAGGCGGUCCGGGUUUGGGUUUGGGUCGGGAUCUGGCUCGGGAUCCGGAUAUGGCUAUGGUUCUGGUAGUGGUGGCGCUCAUGGAGGCAGUUAUGGGAGUGGCAACGGAAACGAAGGCGGUAACGGUGGCAGGCCCGACAACCAUUCGCCAUCAAACAAUAAGCGUGGUUGA